Messenger RNA from Anopheles maculipalpis, 1405 nucleotides. RefSeq lists its product as uncharacterized. The transcript has 5 exons. The coding region runs from base 50 to 1405 and encodes 451 amino acids. NCBI's taxonomy places the organism in Eukaryota, Metazoa, Arthropoda, Insecta, Diptera, Culicidae. The record is from RefSeq and is a predicted model, not a curated record.
CGAAUGAUAUUUGAUAAACCGGAACCACGUGUUAACAGUAGUAGACAGAAUGUGUAAUUGCUGCAAAUGUAUUUUUAGUUGCUGGGAAGACUUUUAUUGGAAUUGUAUCGAGGAGAAAUUCUGUUUCGAUGAAUCGUUGGUUAACUACGAUCCGGAUGAGGAUGAGCAUGCGGCCAAGAACAAGAACAAAAACGGUUACUACGGUAGUCCGUCGGGCGACUCUGGAGAGAACAACAAUGCACCGAUCUGCCGGCAGCCGGGUGUUUCGUCUGGAGCAAGCAUUACCCGCAAUAUGUCGAUGAGUUCCAAAAUACACGAGGACGACUUGCGCCGCGAAAUCCAAACGAACGUUCCAAUGCUCGCACCGGAAGUGAUGGCCAUCUUUGCUAAUUCGCAAAUUUUCCAGUCCAGCGCACCACCGAAGCAGCAAACGUCAAAAGCGACCUCACCGGCGUCGGUGAAGUUUGCCAUUUCCGAUUCCGGUUCACCGAUCGAGGUGACACCGGUGGCGUCUACUGCCGCGGGCAAGCGGUCCACCGAUGAAGCCACGUCGCACGAGGAUGGUGGUACCGGUGGCCGUGAACUAAGCUCCGAUAAGCUACUGCAGCGGCUCGAAGGUACCACCAAUGGCAGCAUGUCAGACGAACGUGACAACCGUGUCGUCGUUAUUCCAGCUAUCGUUGAGGAGGAAGAUACAUCCGACGAGCAGCAGGAGGUUGUGUUGCGACCACCGCGCAACUUCUCCGAACUUAGCCUAUCAAAGUCGAAUGCGAACAACAAGAUUGGCCUUCUGCCGGCAGAAUUGCCAUACUUUUCGAUCCGUCCGGCCAGUGAGAAUGAUAUCUUUACAAUAUCGUCUGGGGCUGGUGGUGGCGGCACUGGUGGCAGUGGAGGAGCAGGAGGUGUCGGAGGUAGUGCGUACAACUCCAUCAGUAUGACACCCGAGGUUCCGGCUAUCUCGUAUUCGAACCUGCCGAAGAACUACCUAGAGACGCCCGUCAUAGAGAAGUACCGUGAAUCGGUCAGCCUUUACUCGAUCCAAACGGCCGGUAUUAACAGACAGUCGCAGACGGACGAUCUUUCCAUGCCGCGGUACUAUGGCAAAUCGGAUCUGUUUGUGUCGGGAAUCGAUCGUGCUAAUAGUCGAAGUGCUGAUGCGGUGGAGAUGGGACGCUCGGAUGACGGGAGUGGUUCACUGUCGCUUAGUAGCAGCUCGUUGGCAAAGGGUCGCUCCAGAAACGUGGAACGCAGCAAGCGAUUGAUGAAUCUGAGGACGGCACUGCCUCCGUUGAAUUUGGGACUCGUGCGUGGCAGUUCGGCAUCAAAUUUGCGCGAUCGGCGGGAGGAUCGCGAAUCACGCGAGCGUGACAAAUCGGUCAAGAGUAAGGAUGGACUGCGUGUUUAG